AUGGAGGCGGAGGAGGUCAAGAGACCAGGAAUACUCGGUCCAUCACUGAAGGUAGGAGCUGCAUGUGGCACACUAGGCUUCCUCCAAGGCGGCACCGUAGGCAUCCUCCGAGGCACAACCCCCUUCCUCUUCGCCACCGUCUCCGGCAUCCAAACAUUCUCCCUCGGCUACACCUUCUGGUACUGCCGCUCCCUUCUUCUCCGGACAAGACUCGCGGCAAACCAAAAACCCAACGAUCUCAUAACAGUCAGCACCCUAGCCGGCGGCCUCUCCGGCACCCUCUUAGCCGGUCUUACCCGUGGCCGUAACAGUCUUCUCCCAGCCGCGAUAAUGUGGUCGCUUACCGGUGGCGUGGGCCAGGCUGCUUAUACUAAGUGGGAGAGUAAAACCAUCGAGGACGUUUCGUCUGAGAGAUCGAAGGGGUUUUGGGAGCGGAUUGCGGCGAAGUCUUGGAGUCCGAUGAAGUUUAUCAGUAACGAGGACUAUGCUGAUAUGCUGCGGGAGAAGGUGUUGAAGCUGGAUGUGGAAAUUGCAGUUAUUGAUGAUAGAAUUGAGGCAUUGAAAGCGGAGGGUGUGAAGAAGGAGAUUUUGGAUCAAAACAGCGAGCCUAAUCCUGGUUCUUGA
Molecule: messenger RNA, 624 nt
Organism: Recurvomyces mirabilis
Lineage: Eukaryota; Fungi; Ascomycota; Dothideomycetes; Mycosphaerellales; Teratosphaeriaceae
Exons: 2
Coding region: 1-624 (207 amino acids)
Source: RefSeq, a predicted model, not a curated record